Phycodurus eques (leafy seadragon) is the source of this 2770-nucleotide messenger RNA. RefSeq names its product NF-kappa-B inhibitor delta (gene nfkbid). Gene Ontology annotation, biological process: regulation of gene expression. The transcript has 12 exons. Gene Ontology annotation, cellular component: nucleus. Lineage: Eukaryota; Metazoa; Chordata; Actinopteri; Syngnathiformes; Syngnathidae. The coding region runs from base 77 to 1447 and encodes 456 amino acids. Gene Ontology annotation, molecular function: protein binding. The record is from RefSeq and is a predicted model, not a curated record.
CACACAUCACACAUCUGCGCGCCGCUCUUGGCCGUUGUUCCAUUUCGAAUCGAACACCAAGCAAGACUUCCGAGACAUGCACUUUGAUAAAGCGCCAAAGGAGAAGCCGUGCUGCACUCUGCCCACAGUGAAGAAGCUUUUGGAACAGAAGAGGAAGCGAGAGACAUCAUCAGGGUUGACCCCCUACGCCGCAAACACAACUGCUCCCGCCGGUCACAACAUGCUUACUCAGCUGCCGGUGUCAGAACAACUGACCUGCUCAGGUGCAUCAAGCAGCUACGCAGACAUGACAGCUGUGAGCUCCGAGCACUGGGCCGCAAUACAGGAGUCCGCUCUCUCUUACGACCCCAACCAACCUGGGCCGAGCUUCCCUGCGGGCUACGACGUCCCUAUGGACUCAGAUUUCAGCUCCCAGCAGCAUCUUCAGGGAUUUGCGUCUCAAUCUUAUGGGUGCCAGAUGGCAGCCGCAGACCAGAGCACGGCUUCGACUUGGCCCCCUCUGGACCCAAGUCAGGCCCCUCAAGCUACUUUCGGGUCGUGGUUGGACACCGGCACGCUGGAGAAGGCCAGGAUCAUGCUGAGAGACAUGGACUACGGAAGGAUCAUUGGCCAGGAUGAGGACGGAGACACGAUCCUGCAUAUCUACACUGCUAAGGGUCUCAGGGAGUGGGCCUUCGCUGCUGCAGAGAAGCUGAGGGAUCUGGGGAAGCUUGAUGCUAAAGAGCACAAAGGCAAAACUGCUUUACUGGUGGCGGUGACGGCGAACCAGCCGGACAUUGUUCAAGAUCUGUUGUCAUUUGGAGCAGACAUCAACGCUUGUGACGUCAAAGGACAAAACGCUCUUCACCUGGCCGCCCACGACGGCUUACCUCGGAUAUUGCAGGUAAUUCUGUCCAACAGACCUGCAAUCAACCUCGAGGCGAGAGACUUUGAAGGUAUGACCCCUCUGCACUGCGCAGCCAUUUCUCACAGUGUCACCAUGAAGGCUUUGUUUGCCUGCGGGAUGGCGAAUGUUUUCCUUCAGGCCAAGGCUGCGGAGAAGCUCUCGUGUGUGCAGAUGCUCGUCAAUGCUGGCGCCUCACCACUUAGCCAGGAAAUCAAAAGCAGCAAGACAGUGCUGCACUUGGCGGUGAAGGAAGGAAAUAUCGAUCUGCUCCACUAUCUGCUCAGCAUCCACAUGCACAAUGUGAAAGACUUUGUCAACAUGAAAGCGCACGGUCACACGGCUUUACACAUGGCGGCCUGUCUCCAUGGCAACCCCCGGCAGGAGGAGAUCCUCCGGCUGCUGCUGAGCCGAGGAGCCGAUCCCAGCAUCCGCAACCUGGAGAACGGCCUCCCGGCGCACCUUCUGCAGGGCGGCCUGCAAGGGGAGCAUCUCAAGUUAAUGCUGAAGAAACGGAGCACUUCGACUCGUCGACGUCCGGUGGCCCCGUGGGACCAGGAAUGAUCGGAAAUCUUCCGUUAAGCAGGAAAUUCUUGACAGGACGUAAAGACAGCAAGUAUGAAUAUCUGAGGCUAAUUCACAUUGGAUUUGAACUCUUACUAUGAUUCACCAUUUAGCUGCUUUUAAAAAAAAAGUUAAAGUUAAUACAGGAUUUAUAUUUCUGUUACUUGUAUGAAAUGUUCAUAUGGAGAACAUUUUUUCAUUUAAAAAAUCAUAUUGUUUGGAAUAUAUUUCCAAGAAGAAUAGACAGUUUUUUUUUUUGUCACCAACCAAAACAUGAGGUACACACGCGCAAUCUAAUGACAUCCAACACAAGAGCUGAAAUGCUCAAUGGAGUGCACCACUUAACCGAUUGUUAAUGUUGAUCAAAUAUAGUCAAGGAAACGUAAUGUUAAGACAAGUGGAAUUUUUUUUUUUUUUUUUUUUUACACAUUUCUCCAGAUCUGUAGAUAUUUUGUGGAAAUAGGUUUAUUAUAGACAGGAUUUUGUGUAAUCCGGCAAACAAAAAGGCUCUAACAUUUUGGGAGGAAACUGUCAGACAAGUAUUCGUUUAAAAAUAUCUUCAUUAUUGUAGCUGAAGUUUAUACACCGAAACUGAAAAUAACGCUUUCUUUUAAAACACAUUCACUGCCAUUGACGGCUUUAGAAGUCAAAUAUCCAAAUUAACUGGGAAGGCUGGCAGUGAAUGAGUUUUAAAGGCUGAUUUUUUUAUUUUUUUGGUAUUGUAUCUCAUAAGAUUGUGCUUGUGUAUCUUAUUAAGCGUUCAGGAAGGGUUUAUUUUCACCAUUUGGUUGACAAAGAUGACAAAGUACUCAUUUUGUAGGAACUCUUUGAUUUCCAUGAAAUCAUUGUUCUGACCUGGAGGACUCUUCGUCAUGAUGAUUGCAUUGACGAUGAUGAGAUGCUGAAUUCAAUCAGCACAAUUACUAACAUUGACAUUGCUCAUAUUAACAAUGAGCAGACUUGCUUUUGUUCUGUAUGCAUCAUACUUGCGAAUGUAACGUGUUUACUGCGUAAAAGUACUUUGACUCUUGUUUGCGUCAUGCCUUACGACCACAUUCACACAGUUACAUGCAGUGGUGAGUCAUGAUCUAAACAAGUCGUCAUGCUUGGGGUGUUCUUGAGAGUGUGUACAUAAAUGAGCAGCGUGGGGAAAUUGAACCACUCACAGAAAAGUUGUAACAAAUGUGACAUUCACUCUUUGGGAAUACAUGAAAUUCAUUUUCAACAACCAAAAAUUCCUGACAUCUUGAUUGUCAUGACCAGAAACCACCAAGAGGUCAAAUUUGCUUAUGACUGUAAUUUCAGUGAAUAAAAUAAACUGUG